This is a messenger RNA of Yamadazyma tenuis ATCC 10573, 702 nucleotides long. RefSeq names its product mannose-ethanolamine phosphotransferase (gene GPI11). The record is from RefSeq and is a predicted model, not a curated record. Gene Ontology annotation, biological process: GPI anchor biosynthetic process. Lineage: Eukaryota; Fungi; Ascomycota; Pichiomycetes; Serinales; Debaryomycetaceae. Gene Ontology annotation, cellular component: endoplasmic reticulum membrane.
AUGCCCAAACAAAAGAGAAAGGUCAAGUUCGAUCACGACGACACCGAAGACCAAGAAGCUGUGGUGGUGGCCCGAGUGCCCACCAUCAUCCACAAAUGGGCGACAAUUCCCUAUCAUCUCCCACUCAUCCUCGUGGGAAUGUUCAAAUUCGGCCUAACCUCCCACGUCAAACAAACCUUGGUAAAAGGAUACAUUUCCCUCAUCUGCCUCCAGGCUGUCCACUCCUACAUUCUCUACAUCAACACGGUUGACUUCCCCGACAGUCUGUCUGGCAAAAAACACAGGAAAAAGAACAAGGACAAUUUGGUGUUGUUGAUUGCCAGCUCGCUUGUGCUCCCGGUUCUCAUGUCCCCAGCGGUAUUGGCAAUUCUCGUGCUUUUGGGAGCACCGGUCUCGAGCCACGUGAUCGAGACCUAUCUCCUAGCGGCCCACUUAUCGACGGUGGUGGCAACGCCAUUGUUGGUGACGUUCAAAUUGAACUUUGCCAACUUUGUGUCGGUGUUCAAAAGUCCGGACUUAUUCUGUGUGGUGUGUCACCACCAAACCUUACUGAGCGGGUUGUUGGCGUUGGUGGGGACUUGGAUCGGGGUGCUUCCGAUUCCGCUUGACUGGGAUCGUCCAUGGCAGGCAUGGCCGGUAACAUUGGUGGUAGGCACCUAUAUCGGGUUCUUCGGAGGUUCUGUCAUUAAUCUUGCCCUAUAA